Molecule: messenger RNA, 392 nt
Organism: Amoebophrya sp. A25
Lineage: Eukaryota; Dinophyceae; Syndiniales; Amoebophryaceae
Source: the annotation of a GenBank genome assembly
AUGGCCACAUCCCUCUACCUCAGCGUCUUUUCCUUCGACCUCGCACAGCUGGUGCACUCGCAGAACGAACACAAGUUUCGGAUUGAUACGGUUUGUAGCUACUACUAUCCAUACUUCAGGCGACAGCGGAUUCGCUCACGAAGAGACUGUGAUUAAGGCUGUCGCAAAUUCCCCACUUUGUUUUUGAGAGGCAUUGUUUGAUUCAUUCAUCCUAAAACCGUUUUGGUGCUAAAGGGGUAAAAAAAAGUGGUUCCAGGAUGCUUGUUUUCAAUGGAAGGUUUUUUUGAUUUAUGGAAGGUCUAAUGUGGAAGAAACGGUUGCCGAUUUGAAAAAGGGCGCUGCUAUCACACAGAAGAGACGAAAAAGGCAUAUUUGGCAACACUGGAGAAUCC